Molecule: messenger RNA, 1542 nt
Organism: Morus notabilis
Lineage: Eukaryota; Viridiplantae; Streptophyta; Magnoliopsida; Rosales; Moraceae
Product: putative pentatricopeptide repeat-containing protein At3g28640
Biological process (GO): RNA modification
Molecular function (GO): RNA binding; protein binding
Source: RefSeq, a predicted model, not a curated record
AUGAGUCAGGCCACCGCCAGCAUCCAAUCAUGGAACUGGAAGCGGUUCAUAUCUCUUGCGCAACGCUGCGCCAACAUGCGUCAGCUGAAGCCCAUCCACGCCCUCUUCAUCACCACCGGCCUCCACCUCAACAACUACGCCAUCAGCAAACUCAUCGCCUUCUGCGCGCUUUCCGACUCCGGCGACCUCCGACACGCCUCGCUUAUGUUUAACCAAAUCCAGACACCCAAUUCCUUCAUUUACAACACUCUCAUAAGGGCCUAUUCUCGCAGUUCUCAGCCUCAUUUGGCUCUCCGUUACUUCCAACCCACGGUGAAAGACAAAGUUGCCGAUAACCUGACUUUUAGUUUUGUCCUUUUGGCCUGCGUCAAUGGCGGCUUGGUUCUCGAAGGCACGCAAGUUCAUUGUCGGGUGGUGAAAAAUGGGAUGAAUUUAUUGGAUUGUUACGUUCAGACUGCGCUUAUUAGAUUGUAUGUGGUGUGUAAGGUUAUGGAGGAUGCAAGGAAAGUGUUCGGUCACAGAGAUCUUUUCCAGUGGAAUGCUCUUAUGGACGGGUAUAUUCGGUGUAGUUUGGCUUCUGAGGCAUUGGGGGUUUUUAGGGAUAUGUUGAAAUUCGGGGUUGAGCUUGAUGAAUGUUGCGCUGUUACUGCACUCACGGCUUGUGCACAGUCGGGAGCUCUUUGGUGGGGGAAGUGGAUACAUGAGUACAUUGAGAAGAGGGAAGGAUUUGAAUCGGACGUGUUUGUGGGAACGGCUCUUGUUGAUAUGUAUACAAAGUGUGGUUGUUUGGACAUGGCUGUGGAAGUCUUUGAGAAGAUGCCUACCAGGAACGCUUUCUCUUGGGCUGCCAUUAUUGGGGGGUUCGCAGUACAUGGGCAGGUGAUGGAAGCGAUUCGUUGUUUGGAGAGGAUGCAGGCAGAUGAUGGGCUCAAGCCUGACGGGGUUGUCCUUCUUGGAGUACUGACUGCUUGUACUCAUGCAGGGCUCCAAAAGGAAGGCCAACUUCUGUUGCACAACAUGGAAAGUCAAUAUGGUAUUUUGCCGAAACAUGAGCACUAUAGUUGUGUGGUGGAUCUGCUCUGCAGGGCAGGUAAGCUAAGGGAAGCAUAUCAGCUCAUUAGAAGAAUGCCCAUGAAGCCACUUGCUUCUGUUUGGGGUGCUUUACUAAGCGGUUGCCGUAUCCGUAACUAUGUAGAUCUUGCAGAGCUUGCCGUUAAGGAGCUUGUGCUGCUAGAAAAUGAGGACAAGAGAGGACAAGAUGGUGUGUACGUACAGUUAUCGAACAUUUAUUUGGCUGCUCAGAGAACUGAAGAUGCAGUUCUGAUACGGAAGAUGAUUGGUGAUAAAGGGAUCAGGAAGACACCAGGUUGCAGUACAGUAGAGGUUGAUGGAAGGGUGAAUGAGUUUGUUUCAGGAGAUAUUGUGCAUUCUUGUCAAGCUAAGAUAUGCGUAAUGCUAUAUUUAUUAUCUUCUAACUCGAUUCAUGACCCUUGUGCAGAAUAUGCUGAAACAUACGAAUAUUUACUUCAUAAUAACAGUUAA